UUUCCCCCUCCCCCUUCUCUCUCUUUCUGGAAACUUAGAUUGUUGGAUAUUCGGUGCCCUAAUUUCUAGGGUUUGACGUCGAAUUCAUCGCCGCAGGCGCGGGAAUACGCUUAAAGUUGUGCGAGUUCGCUCAGAUUCGGCGUUGAAAUCUGGUUCUCUCCGGACUCUAGGGCUUUGAUUGACCGGCUACAAUGGCGCAUAUCGGAAAAUCGACCAGACAGGACUCGGAACCGCCUUCGAGCAAUCUGUGGGUAGGAAACCUGGCAACUGAUGUAACUGAUGCUGAUUUGAUGAAUCUCUUCUCAAAGUAUGGGCCGAUUGAUAGUGUCACGUCGUACGCAUCCAGAAGCUACGCCUUUGUGCACUUCAAGCGAGUUGAGGACGCGAAGGCGGCUUGCGAGGCCCUCCGGGGAACGCCCUUCCGUGGGAAUUCGUUGAAGAUCGAGUUUGCUAAACCGGCUAAACCAUGCAAAAGUUUGUGGGUGAGUGGAAUCAGCCCAUCAAUUACAAAGGAAAUACUGGAAGCAGAACUUUUGAAAUUUGGCAAAAUUGAGGAGUUCAAGUUCCUCAGGGACCGUAACACUGCAUAUGUUGACUAUUUUCGAUUGGAAGAUGCUUCUCAAGCGUUGAAGAGUAUGAAUGGGAAGCGGAUGGGUGGUAGUCAAAUACGUGUUGAUUUCCUCAGGUCACACACUUCAAGGAAAGAACACAUGCCUGACCACGGUGAUGCAAGAGGACAGUUUCUCAGAGCAAGCAUGGGUCCUGAUUCACCAUGGAUGCCACAAGAGACAGUUAGAAACCUUUUUGAUCCUAUGCAUUCUGGAUCAAAAAGACUACUGCAUUCCCAAUCUUCUGGACCGCGAAAACUGGAUGAACAGCUAAGCAAUGUAUUGCGAGUUGGUUACCCUCCUACAGUUCACAUUGAUGAGCAGCUGUUGCAUAAUGCAAUGAUAUUAUUUGGUGAGAUAGAGGGGAUCAAAAGUUUUACUUCAAAGCAUUUUUCAUUAGUUGAAUUUAGAAGUGUUGAUGAGGCAAGGCGUGCCAAAGAAGGAUUGCAAGGUCGGCUCUUCAAUGAUCCGAGGAUUUCAAUAAUGUAUUACAGUGAUCUUGCAACUGGCAAAGAUCACCCUGGAAUCUAUCCAGGGGUUAAAGGACCAAGGCCUGAUGUGUUUUUUAAUGAACCUGCGUUUCCACCUCGACAGGUGGAAUUUUUUAAUCAUAGUGGCCCAAUGAUGCCAAAUAAUCUUUCUGGUGCUCUGCCAUCUGGUGGUAGUCUUGAGCCUAAUAUGCUAACAAGGCCUUUUGGUCUUCAAGAUGGCUAUGAACCUCUGCUCUUGGGCUCAGAAUUCAAUGAUUUGAAUGCACUUCACAAAUUUCCUGAUGCUAGUGCCAACAAUCUGGUGGCUGGUCCAAAUUGGAGAAGAUCAUCUCCUGCACCUUUGAUUCUCCCAUCUCCUUCACAGGGUGCAAAGCGACCAAUCAGACCUAUGUCUGGUGCAUGGGAUAUAUUUGAUGCAAGUCAACUUGAGAGGGAAUCUAAACGGUCAAAGAUUGAGACUGUUUUGCCUGCUUAUGGGUCUCCUUUUUCUUCAAAGCAAAUGGAAGAUCGUGGAUUGAGUAAUUUGGACCGGUUAUAUGGGCUUGGUGCAGAAGUUGAUGGAGGCAUUUCAGGGACACUGGCCAAUGCUCAAGAGAAAAGUCGCUUCAGUCCAGCAGACUUCAGGAUGACUACUGGUGGAGCUGGUCAGGGCCACCUGGAUCGUGGUCACAUAUGGCGUGGUGUUAUUGCAAAGGGUGGAACACCGGUUUGUCGUGCUCGUUGUGUCUCUAUUGGGGAGGGUAUAGAGUCUGAAAUUCCUGAAGUGGUUAAUUGCUCAGCCAGAACAGGCCUGGACAUGUUAACAAAGCACUAUGCAGAUGCUAUUGAUUACCGUGCUGUCUACUUUCUCCCUGAUAGUGAAGACGAUUUUGCUUCAUACACUGAAUUCUUACAGUAUUUAGGGGUAAAAGAGCGGGCUGGGGUUGCCAAAUUUGAUGAUGGAACCAUGUUAUUUUUGGUUCCUCCAUCAGAUUUCCUUUCUAAGGUGCUAAAAAUUGUGGGUCCCCAACGCCUUUAUGGUGUAGUUCUGAAGUUCCCACAGCAUGAACCUAGUAGCACACCUGUUCAGCCACAGUCCCUGAAAUCUUAUUACAUAGAUAGACAGCAGAUGUCUUCUCAAAAUGAGUACACUGGCAUUCCUCAAAGGGAGGAGAAAGUUUUACAGAUGGAUUACGGUAGGGUUUUGAGGGAAGAUGCAUUGCCUCACACUAUGCAGCUUGCUCCUUCAACUACUGAUUCCAUUAUCAUGCAGCCACCCCCUUUGGUAAAAGCUCCAGCAGUGCCUCAAGCUGGAGUUGCAUUGACCCCUGAGCUGAUUGCAACUCUGGCUUCAUUAGCCAAUGCAAAAUCUUCUGGUUCAGACUCUGCCCAACCACCAAUGGGCUCAUCCUCCAUGCAGACCACAUUGCCUAGUAUUGAACCCAAUAGAGUAAGCCUCCCACAGGUUUGGGUACAUGAUCGUCAAGGCGCUGAACAGAUUGGCCAUUCAAUGCAUCAAGUGGAGAAUCAAUAUGAUCCACAAAGACAACAACUUGCUCCACUUCCAGCUUACACUACUGGCUUAAACCCAUCAAGCAAUUCUGCUCUGGUGUUAACUGCUGACUCCCAAAUUCAAAAUCCUGUAUCUCACCUGCCACAACACAAUGCAGCUUCUUCUUGGCCAUUGAGUAACUAUGGAAUUCCUUCUGAUGGUGGACAGCUUGAAGUUCCCCCACAGGUUAAUCAGUUACAGAAUGGCUCGAGGAUGGCACAUUCUGCAGAUUCUCUUGGUUCUUACAAUCCAUCUGCCUAUCAGCUAGCUUCAAAUUCUGUUACAUUGUCCAAUCAGGUUCCUCGCAGUGAUGUUACUCAGCCCUACCCUGUCACACCGCUGGGAGCUGAUAAAGGGAAUUCUGAACUUGUGAAUCAGGUUCAGCAACUUAAGUCCACCAAUUAUGUUGCAAAUCAGGGAACAUCAGAGGUCGAAGAUAAGAAUCAACGCUACCAGUCAACACUGCAGUUUGCAGCUAACCUCCUUUUUCAGCUACAGCAACAGCAGCAGCAGCAGCAAGCAAGCACUGAAGGAGGACAAGGGUCUGCUAAUCAGCAAUGAGAUUUCUCUCAAAGUGGCAGUUAAGACCAUAUGGUAUCACAUGCGGGGCACGCUUUAAAUGCAGUGGGAACUGAACUGCAAAAUUCCGGCAAUUUCACGUAAUCUUGGGCGGCAAUCGUUUCGUUUCGUUUCGUUUCGUUUGGUUGAUUGGGGGCUUUGGCUUUUAUAUACGGUUUUCUCUCGCGUUCUCAGGAAAGUGGCAGCAACUAAGAAAUUUUCAUUGUUCUUCCUUUUCCCUUUUUUUUUUUUAUUUUUUAUAUAUAUAUCGUUUUCUCCUUCUUCUUCUGGGUUUAGGACUUGCAAAUAGUUGAAAGAUUUGGUUGACUCCUGCUUUGUUUAUGAAUUGAACAACCACCCUCUUUUGCAAAUUUCUGCUCAAGAAUUUCUAAUUAUCGGCAGUUUUCA
Molecule: messenger RNA, 3596 nt
Organism: Diospyros lotus (date-plum)
Lineage: Eukaryota; Viridiplantae; Streptophyta; Magnoliopsida; Ericales; Ebenaceae
Product: flowering time control protein FPA
Exons: 6
Coding region: 192-3191 (999 amino acids)
Molecular function (GO): RNA binding
Source: RefSeq, a predicted model, not a curated record